This is a messenger RNA of Venustampulla echinocandica, 960 nucleotides long. RefSeq lists its product as uncharacterized. Gene Ontology annotation, cellular component: RNA polymerase II transcription regulator complex. The transcript is spliced from 2 exons. The record is from RefSeq and is a predicted model, not a curated record. Gene Ontology annotation, molecular function: protein dimerization activity; DNA-binding transcription factor activity. Gene Ontology annotation, biological process: positive regulation of transcription by RNA polymerase II. NCBI's taxonomy places the organism in Eukaryota, Fungi, Ascomycota, Leotiomycetes, Helotiales, Pleuroascaceae. The coding region runs from base 1 to 960 and encodes 319 amino acids.
AUGUCUUCGGUUAAUAAGGCAAACACGAUGGUUAGCCCAACUGGCAUCUCAGACCAUUCAAACACCACAGCAGAGGGGAAGAGAAAGGCCAAGAAGCGGGUUCGAGCUUUCACCUCGGAGGAUCGCGCUUCUCAUCGGGCCAUUGAAAAGCAAAGGCGCGAGGCGCUUAAUCAAAGUUUCCUGGACCUGGCGCGCCUGCUUCCAUCUCUAGCCCAUGCCCGCCGCCUUUCCAAGUCUGUUAUUGUCAACGAAAGCAUUUCCUACCUGAAGACGCAGCGGGAGAUACGCCUUGCCGCUGCCAGCGAAGUGAGUAAACUCCUCGCGGAUUACGAUUUGCUUCGCAGAGCACUCAACAACCGGGUGCCCGACAAUUCUGCAGCAGACAUGCUGCAAAUACCACCUCGGCCAGUGAGCGAUGCGCUCAUGAAUCUUCUGGGGGUAGAGCAGGAAGAAUUUGGCACCUUCCCUGGAGGAUUUGGUGACAAUGGCCCAGGUGACGAGGCCGAGGACCAGCAGGCUGGAGAAAGCGAUCAUCCCGCUGGUCAGGGAAAUAACGAAUUCACUGAUUUAUCAAAUUCGCCGUUGAAUACCUCAUUGCCGGGGACAAGUUCUCUAAUAACCUCUGCGGCCUCGGCGCCCGAUUUCUUGGCCAUACAACCACCCCUUAAUAUGUUAGCGCCUAAUGCCGCCUACGAGACUAAUCCACAAGGCGAUCUGGACCCUUCUAACCCGUUAGCUAUUGGUAGCUCUUCCUUGUUUGGAAAUCUAGCGGCGGCGAAUGGGAAUAUUCCGGACCAAUUUCUCUCUGCAAAUGGAUGGCCCCCGAAUAUCUAUUCUGAGCCAGCAUUUCACAGUAAUUGCGAUCCAACUCAAUCAUUUUUCAGCAAUGACAUCCUCUCAUCACAGUUCCGCGAGCAACCCCCCAUGGCCGAAAAUACUAGUUAUGGUUUUGCACCAUAG